Vanrija pseudolonga is the source of this 5416-nucleotide messenger RNA. It is a transcript of the gene CAF120, whose product is annotated as CCR4-NOT transcriptional complex subunit. The record is from RefSeq and is a predicted model, not a curated record. The transcript has 5 exons. Bases 474 to 5318 code for a protein of 1614 amino acids. NCBI's taxonomy places the organism in Eukaryota, Fungi, Basidiomycota, Tremellomycetes, Trichosporonales, Trichosporonaceae.
ACCUUGUCUCUCUUCUUUGCGUCCACUCGAAGCCUGCGGCAUCUCAUUCUCGGCACGUCCGUUUUCCUUGUGCAUACCAUACAGUACACCAGCAAGGUCAUCAGCAAGUGCACAGGUAUAAUCGCCAUCGAACCCCGACCCGAACCAACCCCAAGCUCGAAAAGCCACAGAGGCCCCGGUAGCACGAGCAGCACUGCCCCUUUGGCGUCCGAGAACCCGCCUCUGCGCUCAAUCGCACAUCCUUGCGUUGCGCAACGACACCAUUCCCCCUUGGGUACAGGCAUCUCGCCCCUCUUUGCACCCUCUCGCCCUAGAGUAGUGUGCCGCCGCCUCCUUCUCCGCCUCCGCCGCCGCCGCUGUGCUUUGCACCCUGGGCCGCCCCCCGCGCGCCAACUGACAACAGCUAGCCAGCCAGCAGCUGCCGCUCGUGCUCGUGCUCGUGCUAGGCCAAACGACGUUACAACACCACCACCAUGUUUAAAAGAAAGUCUCAACAGCCACAACAAGGCGUCUCUCCCUUGCCACCACCCGCAUCUGGGCGGGCGUCCAUCAGCUCCAUGGCCUCGUCCAACAUGCACGGCGUAGGCGUCCCAGCCGAGCGCGUAAACUCGAUUGCCAGCAUGGACAGCUCGACUACCGCCGGCAAGGAAAAGCGUCGGUCUGGCUUCCUCGGCUUUGGCAGGAAAAAGGACAAGGACAAGGACCAGCAGCAGCAGCAGCCAGGCAGCUCGAGGCCCUCGUCCACAUUCACCGUCAACGGGCGCCCCUCUAUGGGCGGUAUCCCCGAGGACCCGAACGCCGCCUACAGGCAGCAGCAGCAGCAACAGCACGGUUCCAACGCCUUCACUCAGCCCAACGGCAGAGUAGUUGUUCAACAACGCAGCAGCGACUUUGGCCCCGGCAACCUGCAGCAACAACAACAGCAACAGCGCGCGCAGACCAUGGGCCUUCAGCACCGCCAGGAGGUCGCCCCGCCACCGCAGCAACAGCGCAGUGCGAGCGGAGGCGGCGGAGGCGGUGGCUUUGUCCACCGCCCCGCUGCUCCAGAUUCGGCUGUCGCCGCUACGUCGUCAGGCCUCGAGAACCGACCAGAGUACAAGCAGGAGUUUGAGCCCGUUGUCGAGCUCAUCUCGUACCAGCCCCACAAGACGUAUGUCACGAGCCCGCCAGAGCUCGAGAUGAUCUUUGCGCGGACCAGCGCUGGCCACCAGCCCAAGCAGGGACAGCCUGGUAGCCCGAGCAACGACUGGGACUCGGUCUGGCUCCAGCUCUCGGGCACCUCGCUCUCGAUGUGGUCGAUGAAGGAGACGCGCGCCGCCGCCGCUCGCGGUGAGAAGAUCCCGCCAACCUACUUCAACAUCACGGACUCGUCGCUUGAGCUCCUCAACCCCCUGCCUCCGCCUCCUCACCGUCCCAACUCGCACCCCCACAGCCAUGUCUUCUCGCUUAACACGGCGGGCUCGAACCGUCUCCUGUUCUCAUGUCCCAGCGACCACGACCUCGUGCGUUGGUCGAUCGGCCUACGCCUGGCGGCCUGGGAGCGAUCCCGCCUUGAAGAGGUCUACACUGGUCACCUCAUCAGAGCUGGCGGGCGCGAGCCGCGCUCGCCUCUCGUCCGUGGGCGCCUCGAGGGCUGGGUCCGCGUCCGCGUCAUGGGCGGUACCGACUGGCACCGUCUGUGGCUCGUGCUCUCCGACCCGGCUGCUGCGGAGGACCCCAAGGACAGCCCCGGUCGCCGUCACUCGCUCUUCGGCAUGGGCGGCCACAAGAACGAGCACAUUCAGGAGCCCAACACGGGCGUCCCAAUGGCGUCGUUCUACAAUGAGCCCCGCACCGCCAAGAACAAGACGUCGUCGCUCCCUGUGCUCUCGAUCACUUCAGUCAGCCAGACGUACGCCGUCUUCCCCGAGCACCUCGAGGUGAUGUCACAGUCCAACCUCAUGAAGGUCGUGGGCCGUAUCAGUGGCGACCUCGUUACGAUCGAGGGUGGCCUCCGCGACUCUGGCUGGGCCCUCAUCAUGCCAGAGGCGCCUGUCGAGGACCCCGCACCUCCUCACCCGUCGACCCCGUUAUCUAUCAUGAUGCGCUGGGUAACUGGCUUCCACGACGCGUUCAAGCUGUAUGGCCGCCCUGCUCAGUACAGCUGGGACGAUGCCGACCCCAAGAGUCUCUUCUUCGCCUACCCCCAUGGCGAGCUCCGUGGCGACCUCUUCCUCACCCUGGACGAGGCGACCGCCGCCAACCAUAGGCUCAACACGCCCGGUAUCCGCGCCCAGUUCACUGCCCUUGUUCAGAAGCGCACGGUGGCCCUCAGCGAAGAGAAGCGCCGCGCCUCGCUGGGCCUCUCCGGCAUCGCCAACGGCAAGCAGCCGUACGACGAGAAGGCGUCGUUCAUCCGCGAGCCAGAGCAGGACGACAAUCUCCAACAGUCGUCUCCGCCCAAGCUCAAGGAGGACUCGUUCCGUCUUCCUCCUUUAUCGUUCAACAACGAUGAGCCCAAGCAGAAGUCGCCUCCCACUCUUCUGGACAAUCGCUCCCUCACGCCUAUUACCGAGGCUGAGGCCUCGCGCCAGAACUCGACCCACCGCCCUCAGCCGCAGGCCAAGCCCGAGCCCCUUAUCCGUUCUGUCGUUGGCGUGCCCCCUGUGGCCGAGACCAAGGCUGUUUCCGAGGAGAGAUCCGCUUCGCCUUCUCGCUCCCACGCGACGUUUGGCCGUCACGGCAACGAUUCGGAGGAGCAGCUGUCUGCCCCUGCUGAGACGCCGGCCUCGCAGACCAACCCGACCAUCUGGUCGCAGGAGUCUGGAAGAACCCCUCUCGCCAGCAACCACUCUGCCCACUCUACGCCCGUCACGCAGACGCCCACCAUCAGCCACGACUCGCACAGCUUCCAGGCCCAGGCGAGGGGCGGCUCGCAACCCCCGAGCCGCGCCAACUCGUAUGGGCCGCACGCCAUCACGACCGACCGAGUCGUCGUUACCAAGGCCAUCACCCCGCCUCCCGCCCCCGAGCCCGAGAAGUCGUCGUACUUCGCCCAGCCCAAGGUUCUCGCCGCGACAGGCGCAGCUGCCGCCGCCGCUGGGAUUGCUGGCGCAGCUGCCAUUGCCUCGGGUAACAAGAACGAGCUCCACGCUCCCAAGCCGCACAGAAUUCCGUCGUCGGAGCCGCUCCAGGCUGGCCUCAGAGAAGAGCCGGCCGCUCUAUACCUCAUGAACAUGGUUGAGGAGCCCGCCGCUCCGGCACCGGCACCGGCACCCGCCGCGCCUGUGGCUGCGCCCGCGCCCGCGCCCGUGGCCGCCCCCAUUGUGGCCAAGCUGCCUACUCCCGAGCAGGAGAAGCCGCCUCGCCCUACAAUCGUCACCGAGACCCAGCGCUCCGACCAGGUCACACGUCGUCCGUCGGGUGCGCGUGCCGCUCCUACCCCUCGCUCGGCACUUGGUCCUUCACCCAGCAGUGCACGCAGUGACGAGGCCAAGGUUAUCCCUCCAGUCAUUCCCGAGGCCUCUCCUGCGGAGCGCUCGACCGAGUCUCUUAAUAGGUCACCCGAACCUGUGCGCAAGCCCCUUUCCCCCGAACCUGUUCGCAAGCCCCUUUCCCCCGAGCCGGCGCGCAAGGCGCUCUCACCUCCGCUGCAGAACGCGAACUCGCUUUCGCCCCAGUCGCCGGAGCAGAGGUCGCUCCAUUCGUCGCCUGGACGCGCACCGCCUAGCAGCGUUGGCAUCCCCGCUUCGAACACGAGCCACGACCUUGCCAACGACGCCGCCGCGUACAUGGCCUUUGCCGAGCAGCCGACGUCUCCCGUCCGGAACAAAGGCCACCUCCCCACGCCGCCCACGUCUGCAGUCGUUGCUGCGGGCGCGGCUGUCGCUGCUGCUGUCGGGGCCCCCGAGACGCGCUCGUCGUUCGCUCCCUCCAAGGCGGCGGCUGAGCGCCGCGCCAAGGCCGAGGCCGCCGCUGCCGAGCAGCGAUCCGCCAUGGCUGUCCCUGGUGGCGGCAAGCGUGCCAAGGGCAACAACCAGCAGCGCGGUGGAGAGAUUUGGAGCGGAAGUGAAGACGAGGAUGAGGACGAGGACUCACCUGUCGCUACGCAGCCCAGGCAUCCUCUUCCCGAGCCGACCAACUUGCCUCGCCGCGACAGCGUGCCUCGUGCCCUCCCUCCUGUCCCAGGAGGCCGCCAGCAGCCUCAGCAGCAAUACGAGAACUACGAUCGCAACGAGCGUACCGACCGCAACUAUGGAAACUACGUCCCCGAGCGUGACAUGUACCGCGACCAGUACAGGGACAGCAUCCGUGACAACGACUCGUUCUACCAGCCGCCGCCGAGCAUCAUCGAGCCUCGCCCACGAUCGCGCAGCCCACCGGCGCCGCACAGGCAGCUGCCUCAGCAGCCGCGCAAUGCGGGCCCCUUGCCUGCGCCUCCUGCACUCAAGCAGAACGUUUGGAACGCCAACUUUGCCGUUGAGCACGGCAUGACGGAGAACAAGGGCACGUUUGUGCAGCUUGACGAGCCGUCCGUUGCGCUCACGAAGGCGUUCCUCCCCGGCGGUCUGCUUGCGGCUGGUAUGCAGGACAAGGACGACCGCUCGGCCAAGCGCCAGGAGGAGGUCGCGCGCGAGACGGGUUCGGCUCUCGUCAAUGUGCCGGCCAAGCCGCCUCCUCCUCAGACGGGUCUGCUCGGCCAGGUCGCGGCGCACGAGGCCGACCGCAAGAACGCAGGUGGUAUCGGUGCCACACUCACCGAGCGCGACCGCGAGCGCCGCCUUGCCGAGGACCGUCAGCGCAAGAUUGAGGAGCUCCAACGCCAGCAGGUGGAGAGCCAGUCGAUGCACAGUGGCAUGUACGGCAACCCGUACGCACAGGGCUACCCUCCGUACGGCAUGCCUCCGGCGAUGGGCUACAACCCCUACGGCAUGAUGAACCCCGCGGCGCAGCAGCAGGCUAUGUACGCUGCUCAGUUAGCGUACCAGCAGACGAUGAUGGCCAUGUCGCAGGCUGGCUCGCAGAUGGGCGACGACCCUCGUGGUGGCGACGGACGCGCGUCGCCGGCUGGCAGCAUGCGCCCGUCCUCCCCGCCGUUCGCCGGCGGCUACGGGUACGGCUUCAUGCCUGCGCCGAGCAUGUACGGCGCGUUCCCUUCGCCGUACGGCAUGCAGGGUAUGCCGUCGCCCAACGCGCCUGGCUGGGGCAGCCCGAAUCCUGCGUUCCGCCAGACCAUGUUUGACGGCCAGGGUGUGCCCCAGCAGCACGACGGGUCGUACCCAAACAGCGAGCGAGGUGACGAGCAGCACCACAACGGCAACGGACGUGCUGCGUCGUAGAGUGCGAGGGUGGUAGAUAUGCCCGUCUUGAUGCGGUGUGGUGCCGGGUUAGUGACAUAAACGCGUGGUGUAAUGAGUUUGAUGUAAUUAGAUGGGCC